Messenger RNA from Pogona vitticeps (central bearded dragon), 4047 nucleotides. NCBI's taxonomy places the organism in Eukaryota, Metazoa, Chordata, Lepidosauria, Squamata, Agamidae. The record is from RefSeq and is a predicted model, not a curated record.
CUCUCUUCCGGCCCCUCACGCAUUCGCCGCCGCCGCUGCUACACAAGUCAAACCUAAGCACGUGAGAGACAGAGAGUGAGAGGCAGAAACAGAGGCAGCGCCGCGGGCGGAUCCGAAUGGCUUACGGACCUUUCCUUGCCCGCUUCGUUUCCAGCGGUUUAGCGGCGUCACUGUCUCCUAGUGCGCAGGCGCUCCAGCGUUGGUGUUACCCAACCAGGAGCCGAGGCUCCUCCUCAGCAUUUUCGCUCGCCUGGAAGCGGGAGGGGGCGGCAGCGGCGGCGGCAGCAGCGCCAGUACGCGAGAGCGGGAGGAAGAGAAGGAGGGCAAGGUGGAGCGCGCGUGCGCAGUGGGCGCCCCGUUCUCAGAGUCUACCGGUGGAAGGAGGGCGGCAGCGGCAGCCCCAGCAGGACAGCGCGCGGUCGCGUCAGGCCCUCUCCCUUGCUUUCUCUUGGUCGGGGCAGGCGCGGCGCGCGCAGCCUCCUCCUCCUCCUCCCAUUUUCCGUCCCCUCCGCCUCCUGUCAGCGGGAGGUUGCUGCCGCCCCCUCAGUGCGCGCGCGCGCUGGGCCUCCCCGUUCGCCUCAGCAGCCUCAGCAGCAGCAGCAGCAGCAGCAGGAGGACUAGCCACCGCCUCCUUUUCAACCUCCACCGCCGCCACCACCAGCCUCACCACUACCAUCUCCUCCUCCUCCUGUCCAGUUGCUACGAUGCCGGAGAAGCGGCCCUUCGAGCGGCUCCCGGCCGAAGUGCGCCCCAUCAAUUACGGGCUGUGUCUCAAGCCCGACCUUGUUGACUUCACCUUCGAGGGAAAACUCGAGGCCGCCGUGGAGGUGAAGCAUGCAACCAACCAGAUUGUGAUGAAUUGUGCUGAUAUCGACAUUAUUACAGCUUCCUAUGCACCAGAAGGAGAUGAAGAAAUCCAUGCCACGGGAUUCAACUACCAAAAUGAAGAUGAAAAAGUGACUCUGUCUUUUCCGAGCACACUUCAGAAAGGGAUGGGAACCUUAAAAAUAGAUUUUGUUGGUGAAUUGAAUGAUAAAAUGAAAGGCUUCUAUCGAAGUAAAUACACAACACCUUCUGGAGAUACUCAUUUUGCUGCUGUUACCCAAUUUGAGGCCACAGAUGCUCGCAGGGCCUUUCCUUGCUGGGACGAGCCGGCCAUCAAGGCAACUUUUGAUAUCUCACUGGUGGUUCCUAAAGACAGGGUAGCUUUGUCCAAUAUGAAUAUCACUGAUCGGAGGCCUUACCCUGAUGAUGAAAACCUGGUGGAAGUCAAGUUUGCCCGUACUCCAGUGAUGUCAACCUAUCUUGUGGCUUUUGUGGUUGGAGAAUAUGACUUUGUUGAGACCAGGUCAACUGAUGGUGUGUUAGUCCGUGUUUAUACCCCUGUUGGCAAAGCAGAACAAGGAAAGUUUGCAUUAGAGGUUGCUGCUAAAACUCUACCUUUUUAUAAGGAUUAUUUCAAUGUUCCUUACCCUCUCCCUAAAAUUGAUCUCAUAGCUAUCGCAGACUUUGCAGCUGGUGCCAUGGAGAACUGGGGCCUUGUUACUUAUAGGGAAACAGCACUGCUGAUUGAUCCCAAAAACUCCUGUUCUUCCUCUCGCCAGUGGGUGGCUCUUGUGGUUGGUCACGAACUUGCUCACCAGUGGUUUGGAAACCUUGUGACUAUGGAAUGGUGGACCCAUCUGUGGCUGAAUGAAGGCUUUGCAUCCUGGAUUGAGUAUCUUUGUGUAGACCAUUGCUUUCCAGAGUACGAUAUCUGGACGCAGUUUGUUUCUGCUGAUUAUACACGAGCUCAGGAGCUAGAUGCCUUAGACAACAGUCAUCCUAUUGAAGUCAGUGUGGGCCAUCCUUCUGAAGUAGAUGAAAUAUUUGAUGCAAUUUCUUAUAGCAAGGGUGCAUCAGUAAUCCGAAUGCUACAUGACUAUAUUGGAGAUGAGGAUUUCCGAAAAGGAAUGCACCUAUAUCUUACCAAGUUCCAACACAAUAAUGCAGCUACAGAGGACCUUUGGGAAAGCCUGGAAUAUGCUAGUGGCAAACCUAUUGCUGCUGUGAUGAAUACUUGGACCAAGCAAAUGGGGUUUCCACUUGUUUAUGUGGAAGCAGAGCAGCAAGAAGAUGACAAAGUGUUGAAGCUAGUCCAGAAGAAAUUUUGUGCCAGCGGACCAUACAGUGGCAUUCUUUUCUUUCAUACAGGGGAGGAUUACCCUCUGUGGAUGAUUCCUAUCAGUAUCUGUACAAGUGAAGACCCAACUCAUGCCAAAAUCCAAGUGCUGAUGGACAAGCCUGAGUUAACCCUGGUUUUGAAAGACGUGAAGCCAGAAGAGUGGGUGAAGCUAAACCUAGGAACAGUAGGGUUUUAUCGUACACAGUACAGUUCCAGCAUGCUGGAGAACUUACUCCCAGCUAUCCGGGACCUCUCUUUACCCCCUGUGGACAGGCUUGGAUUGCAGAAUGAUCUCUUUUCUCUGGCCCGAGCUGGAAUUAUUAGCACUGUAGAGGUUCUAAAAGUCAUGGAAGCAUUUGUGAAUGAGCCCAACUAUACCGUGUGGAGCGACCUGAGCUGUAACCUGGGGAUUCUCUCAACUCUCUUGUCCCACACAGACUUCUAUGAGGAGAUCCAGGCGUUCGUCCGUGAUAUCUUUUCACCCAUAGGAGAAAAGCUGGGUUGGGACCCUAAGCCUGGCGAGGGCCAUCUGGAUGCACUUCUGAGGGGUUUAGUUUUGGGCAAGCUAGGAAAAGCCGGUCAUAAGGCAACACUGGAAGAAGCUCGGCGUCGGUUUAAAGACCAUGUGGAAGGGAAGCAUAUCCUGUCUGCUGAUUUGAGAAGUCCUGUGUAUGUUACUGUUUUAAAGCAUGGUGACAGUACAACCUUAGAUACAAUGCUAAAGCUCCACAAGCAAGCUGAUAUGCAGGAAGAGAAGAACCGAAUAGAGCGUGUACUUGGAGCAAUAUCUCAGCCAGAGUUAAUACAGAAAGUUCUCACUUUUGCACUUUCAGAAGAGGUACGUCCCCAGGAUACAGUGUCUGUCAUUGGUGGAGUUGCUGGAAGCAGCAAGCAGGGCAGGAAAGCUGCCUGGAAGUUUGUCAGAGACAACUGGGAAGAGCUGUAUAAUCGCUAUCAGGGAGGCUUCUUAAUAUCCAGGCUAAUAAAGCUAUCAGUGGAUGGGUUUGCAAUUGACAAAAUGGCUGCAGAGGUUAAGGCUUUCUUUGAGAGUCAUCCUGCUCCGUCAGCUGAACGCACAAUCCAGCAGUGCUGUGAAAACAUUCUGUUGAAUGCUGCAUGGCUGAAGCGUGAUGCUGAAAAUGUCCACCAGUACCUCCUGCAGCGUAAGGCCUCACCAACUGCUGUGUGAGCUUACCCUCACCCACCUCAGACAUCCCAACUGCUAUGGCCCAACUGCCUCGGUGCGAGGAUGAGGAGCUGCUAUCCAACAGCCGAAUAAUACGCCAAGGAAAUUGGAGUCUUUUCUCAAACCAGUGGAGAUUGGACAAUGAAUGUAGUUAACUGGUUCCUGCUCACACUCCAGAACUAAAUUCUAUUUAAAAAAUUAUCAACAAUUCAGCAAAAAGCAAACAAAAACAACCACCCUGUAAAUAUAAUAGUAAUAAAAUAGAGCAUAACAAAACUGUGAAAAUUCCUUAAGCCUUUGUCAGUGGUCAAAAUAUUUAACACCUACCCCUUCCUUACGCCUACUGAUAAAUGAUUUUUUUAACCAUUCCUCUCCCUUUUUCUAAAAAAAGAAAGAAAGAAAAGCAGCAGGGAAAUCAGAGGCACGUUGAAUUCUAUGGUGAGUUGAGGGCAGGAAUGGGUUAACGCCUCUGAGCAUGCCAGAGAGCACACUACAAGACGGCAAAAAACACAAGCGUGUUGAAUGGUUCAAUUAUGAAAGACAGCUUGGUAUAAUUUAGUGUGUAUACUGAGGUGAGGGUUUCUGGGAGACAUUCUGUAAUCUUGGUUCUUAUUUGAAGGCUUGUAAGAAUCCCGCCCUUCCCAAUCCUUUCUCUCAUUGUCUUUUGGGAGGGGAGAAAUAAACCAUUCUGUCUCUA